AUGGAGGACCGCGCGUCGGCAUUGGCCAAGCAACUCGUUCAGCUGCCGCGUUCGGAUGCCGCAGCUGCGGUGGAUGACGUUGCCGCACGCUCUUUUGAUAUGCUUGCGGAAGUCGUGAACGACGUUCAUACCACGUACGCAGCUAACGAGCGGAGCUUCCAGUGUUUGUGCCAGAUGCUGCGGAUGGGAUCCACCAGCGAUGAAGCGCUGUUCCAAAUCACUGGGUACGAGCUGAAGGCGCGUUUAGUUGCAGCUUUAGUGGACUCGAACUGGAGCUCACGAUACGCAGCGAUUUUCCUCGAAACAAGCGUCCUGCCUAAAAUCCGCGCAGCGGAUUCCGUCAUCUCUCGAGUGCUUCUGCAGACUGCUCUUCGCUUUGGGUCGGCCUAUGCUGGGACGCUCAUUGACUCGCUUCUGCUUCCGCUGCUCAUUGGCAGCAAAAACAAUGACCCUGAUAAUGUCUUUGGUCCAGCUCAAGCUGAAGCGAUAACACGAAUUCUGCGCAGCCCUGACACAGUGCCUAAAGAUCAGCUGGACGGAUUUAUCCAGAGAAGUUUGGCCGGCGACCACAGCAACUCACCUCAAUUGCUAUCGAACGAAUCGGUGCUGCUUGUAUUCCAGAAUAUUUUCAACACCAAGCCAGUGUUGUCGCCUCUUACGGUGGAGCGCUUUGUUGGAGCAUGCGAGGCCGUCCUGGAGCGCUCUGAAGGUGAACAACUAAAAGGUUCACUCAAGUUCGCCACUGUCAUCUUCACACUCCUUUCGAAGUACCCACAGCGAUGCGCCGGUCAUCUGGAGACCCUGGAAGCUGUUGCCAAUCAACUGACAUCCAUUAUGGCGAAGACAAUAGUGCGCUCGCUGCAGAAGCUCAAGGCAAACAAGUAA
Messenger RNA from Phytophthora sojae, 885 nucleotides. RefSeq lists its product as hypothetical. Lineage: Eukaryota; Oomycota; Peronosporomycetes; Peronosporales; Peronosporaceae. Gene Ontology annotation, biological process: interstrand cross-link repair. The transcript has 2 exons. The record is from RefSeq and is a predicted model, not a curated record. The coding region runs from base 1 to 885 and encodes 294 amino acids. Gene Ontology annotation, cellular component: Fanconi anaemia nuclear complex.